AUGGUACGCCAACGCAUCACCAUGCACCUCCUCAUCUACAGCACCUGCGUCUGCGUUACCAACACCAACAGCAGUUGCAGUGGAAACCGAUUGGGAAGCACACCCCCCCUCUUCUGUUGUUCGCCUUGUUGCGCGUCGACUGCCGCUUCUGCUGGUGCCGCCGCCCCGCGUUGUCCUGUCGUCAAUGAUUUCCGCCUCUGUGAUGGUGGCGGCGAAGACAGACGACCUAGCAGCAGCAGCAGCAGAAGCGCCAGUGACACAAUCGCUAGGUGGCGACACCAUGCGCAGUGGUGGUGGGGCGAUGGUGUUCUCCGGCUUGAUUGGCUCGCCUGGCAUCGGGGCGUAACGUCCCUGCCGCCGCGCACUCUCCGCGUGUUUCUGCUGCAUCGACGGCAGACGGAAGAGCGGCACGCCGAGUGCGUCACACACCCGCUCCGCAUGCAUGGCAGCCAGCAGCUCCGCGUCCUUCUCGUCCUCACCAACGCCCUCCGCCACGUAGAAGUGGUGCGGUGGCGGAAGCAACAGUUUGCACCGGGCGCGGUAGACUGUCUUGCCCAUCAUCUGCUCCGUGCUCACCUCGAAGACGCCAGCGGACUGAUUGCCGGUGCGACGGAUGUAAUUCAGAACGCGGCUCUUGGAGAAGUUGUCAAUGCUCGUGACAUCCCAGUAAUGCUGCUGCUGUAG
Messenger RNA from Trypanosoma grayi, 684 nucleotides. RefSeq lists its product as hypothetical. The coding region runs from base 1 to 684 and encodes 227 amino acids. The transcript has a single exon. Lineage: Eukaryota; Euglenozoa; Kinetoplastea; Trypanosomatida; Trypanosomatidae. The record is from RefSeq and is a predicted model, not a curated record.